AUGGAGGGGGCUAGAAGGAUGCAGCAGCAGCAACAGCAGGAACAGCAGCAGCAGCAGCCGCUGCAGCCGCAGCACCCAAAGCAGCCUGGGUUCUACCAAAGGGUCAGGUGCACCCACAUGAUCCUGCUGCUGCUGCUGCUGCUCUCAUGGUUGGUUUGCUGCUGCGAUUUGGCGGGGGCAGCAACGCACAGGAAGAGGCAUUUACAGCAGGUAGCACUGUCGCUGCAGCAAAACGGCAGCAGCAGCAGCAGCAGCGGUAGCAGCAGGAGCAGCAGCAAAAGUAGCAGCAGCAGCUACGGCUGCUAUAGUUUUGUCGCCAACCAGCCCCAGCGUGGAAGAUGUCUGGACAGCAGCAUUACGUACACCUCAGCGGCGAGACUCAAAGUGGCAGCAGCACCUGCUGCUGCUGCUGCUGCUGCUGCUGCGCGGAGUGCGUAUCUCCGCAGCCAUGUUCGUUUGGCAGCACUACAUCAGGGUGCUGCUGAGUACAGGAGCGACAGCAGCAAAGAGGCGACGGAGAGCAGCAGCAGCAGCAGCAGCAGCGACAGCGACUUUGGACCUCCUGGCAGCAGCAGCAGCCGCAGCAGGAGAACUCGACAGUCCCCGUUCGUCGGGCCUCAGCUGCAGCAACUGCAGCAGCAGCAGCAGCAGGGCUUGGGAGCAAGCUUGCCGUAUCCGUGGCCGUCGAGCCCCGCCCCCGCCUUCGGCGGGCCCCCGUACUACAGCAGCAGCAGCAGACCCAGCAGCAGCAGCAGCAGCAGGCGGUACUGCGAAAUGUACAGCGCGCCGGAGCUGCGCAGCUACCUGCAGCGCAAGGGCCUCUGCUGCAGCGAAGACGCGGAGAAGUUCGUUUGCACUUUUUGUCCUUUUUGUCCUCCGCACAAAAACAAAAAAGACAAUUUAAACAAACUUGUCUUCUUCCGCAAUUCCGGCAACUUCUACUGCCACAG
This is a messenger RNA of Eimeria tenella, 950 nucleotides long. RefSeq lists its product as uncharacterized. NCBI's taxonomy places the organism in Eukaryota, Apicomplexa, Conoidasida, Eucoccidiorida, Eimeriidae. The record is from RefSeq and is a predicted model, not a curated record. The annotation marks the transcript as partial. The transcript is spliced from 2 exons.